This is a messenger RNA of Caenorhabditis sp. 36 PRJEB53466, 5947 nucleotides long. Lineage: Eukaryota; Metazoa; Nematoda; Chromadorea; Rhabditida; Rhabditidae. The record is from the annotation of a GenBank genome assembly.
AUGACGGGCACGUGCACUCCGGCAAUGGACAUUGGCGGCCGACGAUCGGAACGCUACGAUUCGGACCGCACCAGCGAGGACAUGUCUUUCAUCGCGAGCCCCGAAAUGCGAAACGUAAGCUCAGCGAGCCAACCCCUCGACGGUUCAAGCCUCGAUUGGUUUCAGAUUGGGACCUCGUUUGUCGACGUGCAAGGCGAGACGUCAUCGGAUGGAGUAAGAGCCGUUAGUUUUAGUUUUCCAUUUUGUGAUGAGUUUGUCGCCGUCUUUUCCGUUUUUGUCGUCGCCAUGCUUUACGGCCCCGACACGUGUAUGCGAAAAUCUGAGACAAUGGCAUUGAGAGAGAGAGAGAAAGAUAAGAAAAGAGAGAAAGAGUCAGGUGAGGCUCUCUUUUCUCUUUUGUUGUUCACUGAUAAUAGCGGUAAUUGGAAGUGACACAAGAGCGAGAGAAAGAGGGAAUUGGAGAGGAAAGAGGGAGCGGAAGCGUUGUCAGCGAACUAGAAAUGUAAAUUUGACACAAAUUGGGUGAGAAACUGAAGGGUCAAUGGGACCAGUUUAGACGAUUCGAUAUUUGAACUGGAACUAGGCCUUUCCAUUGAUCAUUCUAAGGACCGUUUUCUGUAAGACCUUGUAAAGCGUCUACCGUAACCCCAGAGUAUCACAUUUUGAGCGCGAAGUAAGCAAACAAACACUUAGCCACAUUAACAAAAUUAAAAGCGAUCAGCCUGAUCCUCGAGUAAACAAACGGGCUGUAAACCGAAACAGCAGAAGGGCGCAGAUGGGUUUCCUGCUGAAAUUCUCUGCAAAUGGGUCCACAUUUGGUCGACUAAGCGGGGCGACUGGUUGUUGUCUGAAAACAAUUGUGAGGGACAUCAUUGAACACAAAGUUGCUGAACGAGAAGAUUCUUUUCAUUUCACUCUCAUCAAAAACAACGUUUUUGCUGAUAUCAAAUUGAUUGCUGGAAGUUCAUUUGUGUCGCUUUCCCUUCGUUUUUCUUAAAUUGCCAGUUGUUGAGUCGCCCUCUACCUCAUCGAUUUCCAACCGAAAAGCCGGACACAGUAGUCGUUAAAGACGGAAAGAUGACUUUCUCUAGCCCAUUCGAGGGCUAUAAUUUGGGCGUCGAAGAAAAACACCUAGGUGUGCGUCCGUCAUUUUCUCGUCUCCGUCCAUCCAUCUGUCCGUUUUCGGUUCCGAACUAGCAAUUUACUCAUUCGGAACGCUGACAACUUGUCCUGAAGAAGUGGCUUCUACUCUUAAUUGACUGACUUUUUGACGGAAUUCCCAUCUCAGCGAACCGUCCGUGUUGACCAUCGGUUUCUCGCCUGUUGACCUUCAAUACUGAAACGCCCGUAUUUCAGUUGAUUUUCCCGUUUCUUCUCGUAAAAAAGUAAUUUCCACUCGCCCUCUGUCACCUGUUUCGUAAAUGUGUUAGACGGGAAGAGACGCAAAGAAGACGAUUCUUUGCCAAAAUGAAAGUAACUAACUGGUCGGUAUUUGAUUGGAAUGCCAAGUGUUUUUGUGAUUCUUUUCAAAUUAGUGAAGAGGGUUCAUUCGUAACUUUUUAUGUCUCAAAUCAAAGAUCGAAAAUGGGAAUCACCCCAAAAACAAAUCCGAAAAUAGACCAUUCUACGGGCAAGAUAGUUAUCAACUUCACUUCUCCACACGUGACUUGGAACUGCUUUUUUGUUCUUUUGCUCUAUCGAAAGACUGACAUCACGACGCCGUUCCUCAGUCUUCCUGUUUCGAAAUAGUUGUGGUUCUUUCCCAAGGCGUUGACCAGACAAAAUCCGAAAGAACACAUAGAUACUUGAAAAAGUGGAACGUAAACAGAAAUGUUUGAAUGAAAGCAAGCGAAGUUUACUUGUUCGCAGACCCUAUGGCCUAAAGUGUUUACAUCUGACGGUCUGUGAACCCGACGGGAACGAAGAGCACCGCGACGAGGAACGGAAGAUCGCACGUGAUUCGUCUCAGUGUUCGAUCAAAGAGUACCAGCAAUGGCGCCCUGAUAACAGCGGAAAUUUUAUUGGGUAGAUGGAAGGAGAGGGGGUAUUUUUUGAUAUCGAGAUGGGGGUCAGAUCGGCAGAGGGUCACGUGUUUGCUUGCCGCCUGCCACCUGGGAAUCACCCCGUUUCUGAUCGUGACGUCUUCGGAGGGACUUUUUCUCACGAUUGAUUGGUUCUAUGCCCUCGACAGAUGCAUAUCUCUCGACGCUCGCAAACGUGUUUUCAUGUUUCCAUAGUUACUUUCUUUUCGAGGUGACAGCGACGAUGGUGUUCUUCGGUUUUCGGCGAUGUUUUUGUGUUCGGCCAGCUUCUGAUUCACACCCCUCUCGUUUUCUAAGAAAAUGUGACUUGGAACACGAUUUAUUGUAUCGUAGAACACAUUUUUUGUAGCUUUCAAUGGAAUUGAAUCUGAAAGGGGAAUUUCUGGCGUAAAUAUGCUAUAGAUCGGGGUACAGUACCUAAGCUUGCUCCAAUAGUUUUUUACUGUUUCAAACGGCAGCCUUGCUCCUUUUUCCGAAUGAUGUGUGUGUGCUUGGCGCGAAGGUGCUCCAGCUCCAGAGAGCAAAUACGCUCCCGAAGCUGCUGCCGUUUUUUGUGCGUGCACACUGUGCGAAUUGUUGCGGAAGCCCUAUCGAUUAUGCCAACUUAGAGAGAGCUUCCCCAUCCUUCCGUAUGCCGCUUCCUCAGCUGAUCCGCUCGUUUUAUUCCUCGAAAAGUGUUGGCGGCGGCGUUGGCGAUGACACAAAUGUGUGUAUGUGUGCGUCUUGUUGUCGUAGUAGCGCCAUGUUCAAAAGACUUUAACAAAAUUGUUGUUCAUUUGCAGACGGUGCAUGUGGCAGCAUUCAACUUUGGAACGAUGCCAAGCGUAAAAGAAGAAAAUGAUGCAGUGAAGCCGGCGUGCGAUGUGGAGUUGCUCCCUGGAGAGACGCGGAUACCCAUCAAGGGUCAGACGGUGUACGUCGUCGAGAAUGGAACUGUUUUCUUAACCAACUACAGAGUGAGUAGCCGAAUACACGUGUUUUGAUGAUAAUCCCUCUUAUUUUCAGCUUAUAUCAGUGUCCUCGAAGAGGCUGAUUCUCGUGUUCCCCCUUCUGGAAAUUGAUCAGUGCGAUCUCGGUCCCGGACUCAUCAGACUCUACAUGAAAGCUGGCCGAAUGCACGCGAUUUCCUUCCCGAGCACACACGAAGCCGAAUACGUGCAUGCCGGAAUCACCAUUGUGCUCAGUCGGCUAAACAAGCGCAAUCACUAUCUGUACGCCGACAGGCCGCCCGCGGACCCGACUGCCGGCCCCGAUCCAACUCCCCCCAUCUAUGACGUGUUUGCGUGGAAAUUCUCAGAGGCUGUCGAUGCUAUGCCGGAGCUUCCAUCCUGUUUGAAACGGCCCGACUCGGUGGCCAAUGAGAUCACGCACGUGGAUUUCGAUCGACUUGGAAUGAAGGACUUGUACAAGAUCACCAACGUCAACGAGAAGUUCGAUGUCUGCGCGACAUAUCCGGAGAAGGUGAUAGUUCCGAAAGGAAUCACCGACGAUGAGAUCGUGAAAGGAGCUGUAUACCGGUCGAUCGGCCGAUUUCCCGCAGUCAUCUGGCGGUGUAGAGCAACCGGAGCGGUCCUUUUGCGGAGUUCCCAGCCGCAAGUGGGGAUACUCUCGUGGAGGAAUGCGAUGGACGAGAAGAUCAUCGAGGAGGCGGUGAAUGCGAGUCGGAUCGAAGGACAGGACAAGAAACAGUUCAUUAUCAUGGACGCCCGCCCGUACUCCUCGGCUUUUGCGAACCGGGCGAGGAGCGGAGGCUACGAGGUCUCCGAGUACUAUCAGUCCGCGAAGAUUGAGUUCCUCGGACUACCGAAUAUUCACAGCGUCCGUUCCUCGUUCGCAAACAUCCGCUCGAUGCUCCACAACCUCGGUCCCAACGAAAAUCUUCUCCAGAAUCUGCAGGGCACUGGAUGGCUCAACAACGUGAGCAACCUGCUCGCCAGCGCUGCCAGUUGUGCCGACUAUCUUUCCAAGGGACAUCCAGUCCUCGUUCACUGCUCCGAUGGCUGGGACAGAACAACUCAAGUGACGACUCUCGCUAAGAUCAUGCUGGACGCUCACUACCGUACUCUCGAAGGAUUCGAGCAACUCGUUCGGAGGGAUUGGAUAGCUUUCGGCCACAAACUCGCCGAUCGGCAGAUGAUGCUGACGACCACAUGGAGCACAGACACGGAGCGCUCCCCGAUCUUCCUGCAGUUCCUGGAAGCUGUUCGACAUCUGCAAAGAGAACAGCCGACGGCGUUCGAGUUCUCGCACGCGUACCUCGUCAAACUGGCGAAGCAUGCGCAUUCCGGACUCUUCGGAUCGUUCUUGUUCAACUCGCACAAGGAAAGAAAGGAGAUUAUGGCGAAGCGGAAUGCGACGCUCGUUGAGAUAUGGCGGUUCAUCGGAAAACACAACGAGGAGUACGUUAACAUGUCGUACGAUAGUGCGUACACCGGCCCAUUGAAGCCGAUGAAUCUGUCUGUGCUCAAUCUGAGAGUUUGGCACGAAGUGUUUGCCGACGAAGGAGAACGGUAUACGGUAAGUGCAUACGCGGAAACAGACAAUGAACACGACGGGAAUGUAUUUCAGCUAAUCUACAACACCGCUCCGAAAGAGGAACGUCCUGCGUCUGGAUGCAGCACGCCGAUCACGACGACUGCUCCGGCGAUGCUGAAGAGCAAGAGCUCGGAGAGCAUCAAUUCGGUGACAGUCGAAAAGGAAAGUGGAGUGGAAGUGGCGAGCAUCGCGCCGGCGAGCCUCAAUAUCUCGAUGACAACAAGUUUCCAUCAAGCAACUUCGUCGAGCGACGAGGCGACGUCGCUGGAUUUCGACGGACUUCCGCAGUUCCAAGACGAUGAGCAGGCGACUUUGAGGAAGAAAGCAAAGCAACAACAGGUACACAAAUACGUUUUUGAUCUUUUUGUAAACAAUGAAAACUUCAGGAGAAACUUCAAAGGAAGCAACAAGAGAUCGACGAGUUAAAGAAGCGAUGUGAGAGCGGAGACAAGACGGCGAAAGGAAGGAUGGGAUCGGUCGGCGACUUCGACAGCGAAUCGGAGUCCGGAAUGACGAGGGCAAUGUCGGACAUGUCGAUGGUGGAUCCGGAGAACGAGCUGCCGCACUUCCGGCCCAACACGACGUGGGAAGCGGAGGCGACGAACUGUUGUCUGUGCUCGCGCGAGUUCAAGAAGAUGACUUUGUACGGGGAGGAGCGGCCGCAUCACUGUCGGAAUUGCGGCCGUGUUGUCUGCGAUGGAUGCUCGAGGCAGCGGUUUUCGGUGGUCGAGGAGGGAGUGAAUGUGCAGAAGAGGGUGUGCGACCUGUGCUACGAUUCGAUGCACGAGACGAGGGUUGUCAGGUACGGUAUCAAAGUCGAACCGAAUGUUUUUGUGUUUGUGUUGCUUGCUUCACAUUGUGCAUGAGUUUCUGCUAACCUCUUUUUAGUGCUGAGCCGUCAGAACAAGAACAAGAACAAGAACAAGAACCAGAAAAUGAAAGUAUAGAGGUGGAAGAGGAGUGCGAAAUCGCAGAAAAAGAACAGAGGAAAAGGGCUAAGCAAUGGAAUCGCCGAAUUCUUGCCGAAAUCGAAGAGGAGUGCGGUCCCACAGAGCAGCCGAUCGAAGAACCGACUCCGAAUUUGCACAUAAACUAUCAGGCACAACCGAACUAUGCCGAGUAUGAGUUCGAAGAUCUGUCGAAAUACGCAACGAGUCCCCCUGACGCUGAGAUCGAGAAGAAAAAGGAGAAUGAAGAAGACAAAGAAAACGACGGUAUAGUGGGGAACUCGCCCGUUUUCCUCCACCUUGGUUAUUAUUUUGCAUGCGUUUGCACGGCACCCUCAUCCUUUAGUUCACUGUAAUCAUUUAGCUAACAAAUUCUUACAUUCAUCCAAUUAAAUAUGUAUAAUUUCAGAACUUCCUCGCUGA